UGGAAUACGGGUGUGAGUGUGGUGAGCCCGCGCCGCCGCUGCUGAGCGCUCAACCCCCGAGCUGAGGUUCGGACAAACCGCCUCACAUUAUUACAGGUUAUAGUGUUAGAGAGAGAGAGCAGCUUUCAGCCAUUUUAUCCGCGGGAAACUGCGCGCGUCCCCUCGGCGGAGAGACGAACAGUGUGUGGGCAGUGCGGGGGGACAGGAGCGGCGGGUUUGGGGGGUUUAUUUAUUUGUGAACAGAGGGAACCCCGGGUUUUGUUCUGACAGUUUCCUGUUUUGGUGGUGAAUUCUAGCAUGUGCUAGCCUGCAUGGGACGACCAGGGUAGAGCGACACUGAGAGAGAGCAGGAGAGAGAGAGAGAUGGGACAGAUGAAUUACUGUGCAAAAUCAUCCCGGGAGAUGACAGAUGGAGACAUCAGGAGGAUUGGAGCCUGCCAGCUAGCAUCCUAAAUACACCAUGGACCAGGAGUUCAGCUUUAGUGCGCUGAAGAAGCUGGCGGCUGAGCCGGACUACACAGACGUGAGUCUGCCGGCGGUGGAGCGCGUGCGAGCGCUCAGUAAAAUGGGCUACAACAUCGAGAUUAAUGAGGAGAUCGCCCCCCGCCGCUACUUUCGCUCAGGCGUGGAGAUGGAGCGCAUGGCUGCAGUCUACCUGGAGGAGGGCAGCCUGGAGAAUGCCUUCGUCCUCUACAACAAAUUCAUCACUUUGUUUGUGGAGAAACUCCCCAGUCAUCGGGAUUACCAGCAGUGCAGCGUUCCUGAGAAGCAAGUGAUAAUGAAGAAACUGCAAGAAGUGGCUUUUCCACGCAAAGAUCAGCUGAAGAAGCUCCUUCAUGAGAAAUACAGCAGGGAGUACAGUGAAUAUCUGAAGAGGCAGAGCCAGCCUGUGCCUGUAACCGCGUGUGAGGAGCAGUUGCAGAGGCUGUCUCUGCUGGAGGAGGAGAGGCAGCGGGUGGCACAGCUGAGGAAGAUGCAGCUGGAGUCGGAGCAGUUCCGCUAUUUCGAGGACCAGCUGCGCCGACAGGAGCAGGCAAACCGCAAAGGAGACGCCGCCCACAAAGUGCCUGAACAAACCGACGGCUCCUGUCUGUCCCAAGCUCCCAAAAACCAUGUGCGCCUAGACCCCAAACCACCAGCACCCACCCCCAAACCAGCGGCCACAUUAGCAGUAGUGCAGAAUCAGCGAGUGGAAGGCCUGAGGCGGGUUCUGAUACCUCGAGACCUGACGUACAGGUUUCUGCUGCUGGCUGACAGUAACACAGCCAGAGGCAUCGAGACGUGCGGUGUGCUCUGCGGGAAGCUGACUCACAACGAGUUUGUGCUCACACACGUGAUUGUGCCCAAACAAUCAGCCGGCCCGGACUACUGUGACAUGGAGAACGUGGAAGAGCUCUUCAGUUAUCAGGACCACCAUAACCUGCUGACCCUCGGCUGGAUCCACACACACCCCACGCAGACAGCUUUCCUCUCCAGUGUGGAUCUGCACACACACAGCUCCUAUCAGCUUAUGCUGCCCGAGGCCAUCGCCAUUGUCUGCUCGCCCAAGCAUAAUGAUACCGGGGUGUUCAGACUCACUAGUGCUGGAAUGGGGGAGGUGGCAGGAUGCAGACUGAAGGGCUUUCACCCCCAUUCAAAAGACCCUCCACUUUUCACCAUCUGUAAGCACGUGGUGGUGAGGGACUCCAAAACGACAGUGCUCGACCUCAGGUGACAGAGGAGGCAGACGCACACUUCAGUGGAAGCAGUGGAAGCGCCCCCAGAAGCCCUGUUUAAGUAUCUUCGUCUACUUGAAGGCUUUUUUUUUUUUUUGUAUUUAUUUAUUGAACAACACGGUACUGUGAAGUGGAAUCUCUGUGCUGCACAGUUUGCUGUGUGCAUCUUUUAGUGAAGCUGUGAAGCUGUUAAGUGGCAUUGUUUCCUCUUUCUCUGAUUUGUUGUUGACUUUUUUGACGGCUUGCUUUUAGCAUUUCUCGGCUGUUCAGAAGUCUUUUCUGGACAGGGUUUUGUGAUCUGACUGCUUGUCAGUUUCGGCAUUCACGGUUUUGUCCUCAAGGUGGCAGCCUUUAGCUGCGUUAUGCCAUAUUCAAAAUGUGAACUUUUCUAAAAGGAGUUUUUAAGAGGAUGCAAAGAUUAUUUUUUGGACAGUUGCCUUAUGUAAUAAUAAUAAUAAUAAUAAUAAUAAUAAUAAUAAUAAUAACAAUAAUAAUAAUAAUUUGUUAAAGUUUGGUUUCAUUGCUGUAUACACUGGAAAGAGCUACCUUUUUUAACCCUGUAUGUAUUAACAGUCCCCUGCAGAUAUGUUUAAAGCCCCACGUUUUAGUGAUAAGGUAGAAUAUAAUAAACAGUUAUAUGUCCAAAUGUUUGUGGACAUCCUUUAUAUUGUAUUAAAUGCAUUCAGUUCUCAUUGGCACAGCUGUAAACUAGCUGUAAAAUGCCCACACACAGCUUGUUUUAAUCACUGAAAAAAAUAAUAAAUAUAUAUAUAUAUAUGUAUAUACAUAUAUAUAUAUAUUGGCAAUAGAGUAGAACAGCUGUGGAGCUGUGAAACAUUGUUCUCUGGAAUGAUGGUGCUCCAUCCAGUACUUUUGGGGAUGAACUGGGUGAAGGGGAGUUAGGGAUGAGGUUUGGUGGUGAUCAUUCUGAACAUCCUGACCUCACUAUUGCUCUCGUUGAAUGCAACUGAAUGCAAUCAAAUCCUCACAGCAAUUCUUCAGAAUCUAGUAUAGUAAAGUCUUUCUAGCCUUCCCUGGACAGAAGACUCCAGAAGGACAGUUACUCCAACAAAAGCAGGAGAGCUUGUCUCGACCGGAACCGUUUUAAAAGAAACGAACUGAACAAAAUGAAUGAGCAGGUGUCCCAACACUUUUGUUCAUACAGUGUAUUAAUUACAGCGUGAUGCAAAAUUCACAAACAGAAACCUGAAUUUCAGGUCGGUAAUCAGUGCAUUGCGUCACUGAAGCAGUUAACUGUGCUAGCCUGUUCGUUAAUGACUAUGACUGGCUCCCAUGUUUUUUAGCCAAUAAAAGAAAGUGGAUGGUACACGGUACUCCUGAGAAGAGUUCAGAACCUCUCGGUAGAUGGCAGAGAUUUUCCCCAGCCUUGCCUCACUUGACCUGAACCAAAGCACCCACAGAAAAAAAAAAAACAUGAAAAGAAAAGAAGCCUAAAUCGCCUUAUCAGAGGAGCUAAUAAUGCUGUCAGCCCACAGGCCUGGAAACAGCACGCAUCUCAGGUACAAUUCCCUCAUGAGAACAACACCCCUGGAACCCAUUCAAACAUUGUUUCCAGUUUCCACUAGAGAGUGGCCAUUCUCGUUCCUCGUCAGUAUCGGUUCUGCAGAAUAUGAAAGCUUUCCGCCUCCGUCUAGUGAAUUGUUAUCAGCAUAUCAUGGAUGUAGUGUGAGCCGUGGCAAUGUUUGGAAUGUUGUCAGUUCCACUGAAUCCGCUCUGCUCCAGGGACACGUGGGCACUAAAGCGCUGAAGCAUUGACUGUACAUGUUUUUCCACUGCCAUUUUGUUAAUAAAAGAAAAAAAAAAGAAUAAAGUGGUUUAAUUGUCA
Messenger RNA from Astyanax mexicanus (Mexican tetra), 3561 nucleotides. RefSeq names its product STAM binding protein-like 1 (gene stambpl1). The coding region runs from base 461 to 1714 and encodes 417 amino acids. Gene Ontology annotation, cellular component: membrane; endosome. Gene Ontology annotation, molecular function: protein binding; K63-linked deubiquitinase activity; metal-dependent deubiquitinase activity. The record is from RefSeq and is a predicted model, not a curated record. The transcript has 11 exons. NCBI's taxonomy places the organism in Eukaryota, Metazoa, Chordata, Actinopteri, Characiformes, Acestrorhamphidae. Gene Ontology annotation, biological process: protein K63-linked deubiquitination.